CCCAGAGGCGCUGCGGACAGCACUGGCAUGUCGAGCGAGCCAAGCUCAUCGGGGGCUUCACCCAGAGCCCCGCGUCCAGGCACCCAGAAGUCGUCGGGAGCGGUGACCAAAAAGGGAGACCGGGCGGCCAAGGAGAAGCCAGGGACCGCCCUGCCGCCAGUAGGCGAGGAGGAGCCCAAAAACCCUGAGGAGUACCAGUGUUCGGGGGUCCUCGAGACCGACUUCGCCGAGCUCUGCACGCGGUCGGGCUACACGGACUUCCCCAAAGUUGUCACGCGGCCCCGUCCCCACCCGACCUUCAUCCCCUCCGCCUCCAUGUCAGAAAAGCCCACCCUAGGUAGGCCGAAAGCCAGGACGAAGGGCAGGGUCUUGUGGAAGGUGGGGCUGACGGACAAGACCCUGCCCACCUUCAUCGCCCUCCUGCCCCUCUGCUCAUCCACGCUCAGGAAGGUGUCUCUGGAGGGGAACCCGCUACCCGAGCAGUCCUACCACAAGCUCAUGGCGUUGGACAGCACCGCCAUCCUUUCCCCCUGUGUCGUGGCUGCCUUUCCCACCGACUUGUGCGCAGAUCUGACAAAUGUUUGCGAAGCCCCUGUGGGGCCCUCCUCCUCUCGACAUGGGGACUUCAAAAUGGACCGUGAGAAGAGUCAGAUUGCAGGGGUCAGCAACAGUGCACUUGUGGAUAAGACAGACAAGACACAGACGCCGAAGACCCCCAAGGGCCUGGGCAAGAGGAAGGAGAAACCAGGGGAACUGGUCAAGAAAGAGGAGAAAUCAGGGUCUGGGCAGUCGCCCACGCAAGGAACCCCAAAGAAAGAAGACACCAGCAAGGCAGGCAAGGGGAAGGUGACCAUCCCCGAGCAGAAGCUCAGCAAGGUGAAGGGGACCAAGACUGGGAGCAGGGAGAAGCGCAGCUUACUCCUAGAGUCUGAGCUGGCUGUGGAAGCCACUGAGGUGGUCAACCCUCUCCUGGAGCCAGUGGAGCAUCGAGAUGGGAAGGUGUUCUUGCCAGGGAACAAGGUCCUAUUGCACCUCAACCUUCUCCGAAACCGCAUCACAGAAGUGGGGCUGGAGGGUUUCCUGGCCGCAGUGCAGUACCAGGUGCAGUUCUCCAAGGCCAAGAGUGUGGCCAAGGGUCCAGUGGGGCUGCUGUGGCUGUCCCUGGCAAAAAACUGCUUUGCUCCGCAGUGUCCUGCCUACACCAUGAUCCAGGAGCUGAUGCUGCCCAGGGACCCCAUCAAGGCCAAGCUUAAGGAGGAGGAGGCCAUAGCUCCGCCCACUUAGUCCCCUCCCCCGCUUGCCUGAGACUCAGGCUACAGAAGCACACCCAUGCCUGUGUGGGCUGACCUCCUGGGGAGAGCUCGGACCAAUAACAGUCUGUUGCGGUACUUCUGAGGUGUUUGGAAACCAUCAAAGU
Molecule: messenger RNA, 1417 nt
Organism: Carlito syrichta (Philippine tarsier)
Lineage: Eukaryota; Metazoa; Chordata; Mammalia; Primates; Tarsiidae
Gene: LRRC71
Product: leucine rich repeat containing 71
Exons: 12
Coding region: 28-1284 (418 amino acids)
Source: RefSeq, a predicted model, not a curated record